Molecule: messenger RNA, 2795 nt
Organism: Seriola aureovittata
Lineage: Eukaryota; Metazoa; Chordata; Actinopteri; Carangiformes; Carangidae
Product: zinc-binding protein A33-like
Exons: 2
Coding region: 89-1522 (477 amino acids)
Molecular function (GO): zinc ion binding
Source: RefSeq, a predicted model, not a curated record
AGGGUGGGGCUACUCUGGGAAAUAGGAAGGGAUUGUUUGAUGUGCAUAGUCAGUCUGUUUGGAUGAGCAAGGCAAAACAAAAGGAGCCAUGGCAUCUGCUUCUUACACUGAAGAUUUGACUUGUUCUAUUUGUCUGACGAUCUUCACUGAUCCUGUAAUCCUCCAAUGUGGUCACUCUUUCUGCAGAGAAUGUAUUACGCUGUCUCUGAGCUCACUGCCCGAGUGUCCACAGUGUCGGGCAGCUGUUGCAAAAGAAGGGAAAUGUCUUGUGACCAGUCACAUUUUGAAAAGUCUGGCUGAAAAAGAAGCUGAGAAGUUGAGAAGAAAGCAUGGAGAUGAAGAGGUUGAUGACUGGUUGUGCCCUGAACAUGAAGAAAAGCUGAAAUUGUUCUGCGUCACAGAUCAGCAGUUAGCUUGUAUCAUAUGCCGAGAUGGGGAGAGGCACGAAGGGCACAAGUUUAAACCAAUCAAAGAAGCAGCUGCAUCUGUGAGGAGGGAGUUGGAGACGUUUGUGGAACAGGUUUCUGAUGAUAUCUGUGCUGUAGAGAGCCUGGCCAACAAACAGAGGGAAGAAAUAACAAAAACUAAAGAGAAGUCUAAGCAGCUGAUGACCCAAAUCUGCAGACAGUUUGUGGAGAUGCAUCAGUUUCUGAGACAGAGAGAAGAUGAGAUCAAGAAAGACCUGAAAGACAAAGAGGAAGAGGCCAUGGAGAAGAUGAGCGAGACAUUGAAUGCUAUGGAAACAGCUUUGUCUGAGAACAGAGAGCUGGAGGGAAAGGUGACAUCAGUUCUGAAAAUCACAGACUAUGAGAGGUUCUUAAAGAGCUGGACUGAGGAAAACAGCAUGAUGACUGAAAAACACUGUCUCAGGCCCAGAGGAGGAAAUCUCCAAGUGGUGAAUCCUCCGCUCUCUUUGGGGCCUCAUGAAAGUCACCUGCAGUUCUUUAUGUGGAAGGAGAUGCUUCAGGUGAUCAAGCCCCGAGCUGAAGAGCUGUCACUCAAAAGUGACAGCAAAAACAUAACAGUGUCUGAAGAUGGGAGGAAUUUGAUGUAUAGCCCCAACAUUGUCCAAUAUCAGCACUACAACACAUUAUUUGGAUCGUCAUCCUGUCACUACUGUGGCAACAGUAGGGUCAAACAAAGUUACACUGAGGACACCUCAGUACGAUAUGCAUCUGCAUUCAGCACCAAUCAGUUCACCUCUGGGCAGCAUUACUGGGAAAUCGAGGUAGGAAAAAGGGACUAUUGGAAAGUAGGGGUAAAAGAUUAUUUCCUUUGCUAUAAAGAACCAAAAUAUGUAACAUCUAGUCAAGACGCAGAGUUAACAUUUACAGGAACCCCUCAAAAGAUUGGGAUUUACCUCGACUGUAUGUCAGAGGAGUUGUCUUUCUACGAUGCAGAAAACAUGACACAUAUUCACACUAUGAGAGGAGGCUCUCUGUCAGUGCCAGUGGAAGCUUAUUUUGAAUACAAAUUUAGUAAGGGAGCAGAUCAUAACCCCCUGAGAGUGUGCUUGUUCUGAGGUCUGGGAUAAUGGGGCUGUGGUAAAACAGGAUCUGCAGAUCAGAUGGCCGCCUCAGUCCUUAGCUCUCUUUGACUUUCACUGUUUUUUUUUAUUUGUUCCACGAUCAUCCUUGUCCUCAUCAAACCCUCCAUUACGCUACUCAUUAACUAUACACCUGUUAACCCUGACGUUAUGUGGUGAAUGAAGUCCUUUGAAAGACUGGUACCAACCCAGUUGAAGGACAUCAAAGACCCUCUGCUGGACCCCAUGCAGUUUACCUUCAGCGUAAACAGGCCAGUGGAUGAUGCAGUCAACGCAGGACUGCACUACAUCCCGCAACGCUUUAACUCCCCAGGGACGUAGGCAGGAGCCUGUUUGAGGAUUUCAUUUCAGUGUUCAACAACAUCAUCUCACAAGUCCUCUUGUCCAAACUCACCUAGCUCACCUUGCCUGCCUCCACCUGUUGCUCGAUCACAAACUUCCUAAAAGACAGGAAGCAGCAGGUGACGCUGAACAGCUGGACAGUCAGCACUGGUGUCCCAGAGGGAUGUGUGCUCACCCCACUGCGCUUCUUCCUCUAAACUAUCGACUACACCUCAGGAGAACAACCUGUUAAAUGCCUGAAAACUGCAGACCACACAUCAGUGAUCGGACUCAUCUUAGACGGUGACAAGUCUGCAUACAAGCUGGAGGUGGAACAGCUGGCCCUCCAGUGCAGUCAUAAUUUACCCUUAUAUAGUACGUGGUGAUUUAUGUUACCAUACUUCUCUGCCUGAUGUUUAAUAAAACCUACUGUAUGCUGUUUACAUGUCUUGGACAGGAAAUACCAUUAGUAUGUCUAUGUAUAAUAGUAGAGUCAAAACAAGUGUCCUGUUGAGCCAUGUGUUGUGUUACAUUUACUUUAAAAUUAUAAUAAAAACAGUAAUGGAGGCACAAUCAAUAACCUAUAGUCAAUAAUGUGCACAGGAAGUGUUCCUUCGCUUGUAAGUUUGUGCUUGACUGUGCAGAAUGUUGCUGAGUCUGGGGGAGGGGAAGUUUCUCUGUGCUCACCUUAAAUCUGGCUUUAAGGAUGAUCCAGCAGGAUAUUAUGUUCCAUUUUAUGCACUUGGAAUAACUCUGUGCAAAAAAAGGCAAAAUAAAUCAAACAUUUAGAGGCAUAUUUCAGCAUUUUUGAUUCAUUUCUGCGACAUGUCCUGUAUGGUACACAAUCUAUGUAAUAAAUAAUCGCCAUUCUUUUUUGUUAUAAUGGAAUCUGAUGCUAAAUAAAUAAAUAAAAUCAUCUCAAAAACAG